Lathyrus oleraceus (garden pea) is the source of this 2935-nucleotide messenger RNA. Its product is annotated as DEAD-box ATP-dependent RNA helicase 24. Bases 289 to 2637 code for a protein of 782 amino acids. The transcript has 5 exons. The record is from RefSeq and is a predicted model, not a curated record. Gene Ontology annotation, molecular function: ATP binding; nucleic acid binding; RNA helicase activity. Lineage: Eukaryota; Viridiplantae; Streptophyta; Magnoliopsida; Fabales; Fabaceae.
UCCCCCGGUUCGGGUACCCGCUCAACCAACUAAAAACUGAAUGACUACUUGAAAAGAAGCACCUUCGUCACAAUCCUUAACCAGAAAUCGACCAUACGAGGUUGUGGUCGCAACCCUGCUCGCAGCACCCCCAGAUUCGACUACCCAUAGCUCAAACAUUCAAAAAACCCAUCUUUUUCACUAUCCCUAAAUUUAAUCAUCUCCCUCAAUAUUCUUCACCGUGUAACACCAGUUAGGGUUUUCUCCCUCACUGAAAUUCCGUCACAAAAACCAACCAAUUAACCAGCAAUGUCAAAGAGGAAGUUCGGAUUCGAAGGUUUCGGCAUAAACCGCCAAUCAACCUACAGUUUCGAACGAUCUCAACCUCCUCAGCGACUCUACGUCCCUCCCUCCUCUCGUAAAACCCACGACAACUACGAGGAUAAUGACCUAGACAACAUCGAGUACGACGAAGAUGCCAGAGAAGAAGCCAGCAACAACAACAACGACGACAACGACAAUAAUAAUGGCGGUGGCGGUGGUGGUGGAGGUGAGGAGGAGGAAAUCGAUCCUUUGGAUGCUUUUAUGGAAGGGAUACACGAGGAGAUGAAGGCAGCGCCGGCACCGAAGCCGAAGGAAAAGGUAGAAGAUAGAUACAGAGACGAUGAAGAGGAUCCUAUGGAGAGUUUUUUGAGGGCGAAGAAGGAUUUAGGGUUGACGUUGGCGUCUGAUGCGCUGCAUGCUGGAUAUGAUUCUGAUGAGGAGGUUUAUGCUGCUGCUAAGGCUGUGGAUGCUGGUUUGAUUGAUUAUGAUUCUGAUGAUAACCCUAUUGUUAUUGAUAAGAAGAAAAUUGAACCUAUAGCUCCCCUUGAUCAUACUGAAAUUGAUUAUGAGCCUUUUACUAAGGAUUUUUAUGAGGAGACACCUUCAAUAUCAGGUAUGAGUGAGCAAGAUGUACUUGAAUAUAGGAAGAGUUUGGCUAUUCGGGUGUCAGGUUUUGAUGUUCCUAAGCCAGUUAAAACAUUUGAGGACUGUGGGUUUGCUUCACAAAUUAUGUCUGCUAUAAAGAAACAAGGUUAUGAGAAGCCUACGUCUAUACAAUGUCAAGCUUUACCGGUUGUGCUUUCUGGUAGAGAUAUCAUUGGCAUAGCAAAAACUGGUUCUGGUAAAACUGCUGCUUUUGUGCUUCCUAUGAUCGUGCAUAUCAUGGAUCAGCCUGAACUUCAGAAGGAGGAAGGUCCUAUAGGAGUGAUAUGUGCACCUACCAGAGAAUUAGCGCAUCAGAUAUAUCUAGAAGCCAAGAAGUUUGCUAAAGCAUAUGGUAUACGCGUCUCUGCUGUCUAUGGUGGAAUGUCAAAGCUUGAACAAUUCAAAGAACUCAAGGCAGGCUGUGAGAUCGUUGUUGCUACUCCUGGGAGAUUGAUAGACAUGCUAAAAAUGAAGGCAUUGACAAUGCUGAGAGCAACUUACCUGGUACUUGAUGAGGCUGAUCGAAUGUUUGAUUUGGGAUUUGAGCCACAAGUAAGGUCCAUUGUUGGUCAGAUUAGGCCUGACCGCCAAACUUUGCUCUUUUCUGCAACAAUGCCUCGCAAAGUUGAAAAGUUAGCCAGGGAAAUCCUUUCCGAUCCUACCAGAGUGACAGUGGGAGAGGUAGGGAUGGCAAAUGAAGAUAUUACUCAAGUUGUUCAAGUAAUUCCUUCCGAUUCUGAGAAAUUGCCGUGGCUUCUGGAGAAGCUGCCUGAAAUGAUCGAUCAAGGUGAUACAUUAGUUUUUGCUUCCAAGAAGGCCACUGUGGAUGAAAUCGAAUCACAAUUGGGUCAGAGAGGCUUUAAAGUUGCUGCCCUACAUGGUGAUAAGGAUCAAGCUUCUCGUAUGGAUAUUUUACAAAAGUUUAAGUCUGGCACUUACCACGUGCUUAUUGCAACUGAUGUUGCUGCUCGUGGUCUUGACAUCAAAUCAAUUAAAACAGUGGUCAAUUUUGAUAUUGCUAAAGAUAUGGACAUGCAUGUCCAUCGCAUUGGAAGAACGGGGCGUGCUGGUGACAAGGACGGAGUUGCAUACACUCUUAUAACUCAUAAAGAAGCACGGUUUGCUGGUGAAUUGGUUAAUAGUUUAGUUGCUGCUGGUCAAAAUGUAUCCACGGAGUUGACAGAUCUUGCCAUGAAGGAUGGGAGAUUCAGGUCGAAACGUGAUGCGAGAAAAGGAGGUGGGAGAAAAGGCAAAGGCAGGGGUGGCGGUGCGGGUGGCAAAGGCGUGCGUGGGGUGGAUUUUGGCUUGGGCAUUGGAUAUACAACAGAGUCAAACAGUGCACCAUCUAACUCAGUUCCAAACCGGUCCGCCGCUGUAAAUUCUCUGCGAACAGGAAUGAUGUCCCAGUUUAGGAGUAGCUUCGUUGCCGCAUCAUCAAACUCCCAAAAUGGAGGACUCGGUAAUAAUCCAAUCAUGGCUGUUAAUAAGAGACCAGCACUUGCCGGCUUUGUAUCUGGUGGAUCAAUUGGGGGCGAUAUAAAUACUCAUCAGCAAACUUCUUCUUACAAUCCUGCUACAUCAACCGUAAAUUCCACCGCUCAAAGUCCCGGAGUAAAUCCUGGUCAGAACAGCACAAACAGUAGUUCCAAACCUAGAGAAAGGCGGAGGCCAUCUGGGUGGGAUAGGUAGUUUGUUGUCGGCACCACCGUCACAUGAUGUAUGAAUGCUCGCUCAUAUUUAUCGUUGAAGUGUUGGUUUCAUUUGUCAUGUAUUAUCAAAUGAUAGAGCAGAGUAAACAGAAAUGAAAAACAUUGUGGGAAUUGUAUUGAAAUAUUGAAAAAGGAGGGCAAACAAAGUCUCAUACAAAUAUUCCUAAGCCAAGGCUCCUCUGUUUACCUCUAUGUGUUGUACCAGAAUAACGAUUGGAAAAAUCCUAACUAAAUGGUCUUUGUUGUAAGGGAGCAAGUUAUUAGAAGAUCUUUGUAUA